Messenger RNA from Morchella sextelata, 2433 nucleotides. RefSeq lists its product as uncharacterized. Gene Ontology annotation, molecular function: ATP binding; protein serine/threonine kinase activity. Gene Ontology annotation, biological process: peptidyl-serine phosphorylation; peptidyl-threonine phosphorylation; mRNA cis splicing, via spliceosome. The coding region runs from base 1 to 2433 and encodes 810 amino acids. The transcript has 8 exons. Lineage: Eukaryota; Fungi; Ascomycota; Pezizomycetes; Pezizales; Morchellaceae. The record is from RefSeq and is a predicted model, not a curated record.
AUGACAUCAAGUGAAUCCUUCGAUGAGGAGGGGGAAAUAUUCGAAACAGAAGUAGAGAAGGCACCUCCAUCGCUGCCUUCGGUCUCUGGCCCCAGCGUUGACCGUAUUUCCAAUAGAAAUAAUAGAGGCUCGAGAUCGCCUGUCGUUUCCAACCACAGCGACGAUGCGCGAUCCUCCUCGUCUCGCCAUGACCGUCGUGAUCGUCAAGAUCCCCGCGAUCAUGAUUCCCGUGACUACCACUAUCGCAGUGACGACUACCCCCGAGGCGAAAAACGCAGGAGAGGCGAUAGUAGGGGCGACCGUGGCCCAGACCCACGCCAACAUCGUGUGCACUACGAAGCCGGCAAUGAUCCCAAUUAUGGACGUCGCUCGAGAGUUUCGUAUGCAGAUAUAGAUCGGUCGGACCCUCGGGAAUUUAAUAAGGUGCCCUAUGACAGCCCGGACGAGCGAUAUCAGAAUCGUGAAUCAAAGCGGUCACGUACACAGAGUCGUUCCCCGCCGCGAGGACCGAGAGGUGAUGGUAGAGGUGGUCGUCGGGGUCAUUAUGAUGAUAACAGACGUGAGAAUGGCAAUAGGUACCACGAAAGGGAUAUAGUAAAGCACAACGGCAGUCAUAGGAUCUCCCGUGAACAAUCAGUGAGCGAACAGGGAGAUUUAUCCGACCCUUCAAAACGAGAUGCUGAAAACCGGAGCAAAGUGUCAGAUAGGACGUCGUCGUUCUCGGGAGCUCAGAAGACGACAAACGGAAGGAACGCUGAAAAGAGCGGUGUACUCAAACGAGAUUUUGAAGAAAUUGAAAUUGAGGAACCGGUUGAUGAAGCUAGCUUAAUUGAAGAACGGCGAAAGAAGAGAGAGGCCAUUAAAGCUAAAUAUAGGGGACAAGCUACACCAUUGCUUGUUUCGGCAUUGGGUCUUGAUUCGACACCCAAUUCUCCAGCAGAGGGUAGCGCUACACCUGCAACGCCGUCAUCACGAGAACAUACGCCAGGCGAUUUUACCAUUUCUAAAGACGGUAUCGCAGCACCUAUAGAUAACCCUGCCCUGCACUCCCCUAUUGAUAUUGAUAGCCCCUCGGCAGCCGACUAUGAUCCUACCAUAGACAUGCAAGAGGAUGCAAAAAGAGGUCAAGAACACAGACACAUAAAGGAAGUUUCUUCCGGUUCCUAUGAUGAAACUAAGACCACAGUCAAGGAUGUUCUUCUCCCUGAGAAUGCUUCGGAGCAGGAAGAGCAAAAACCAGGAGGGAAAGCAGAUGACGAUGAUUUUGAUAUGUUUGCAGAAGGUGAUGAUGAUGAUAUGUUUGCGGACCCAUUACCAAAGUCUACUAAGAAAGAACCUGAAACUGCCAAGGCAGUCCCGGUUAUUCCCGCGGCGAAGCAACUAGAUGCUAGUUUACUGGACAAUUGGGAUGAUCCAGAUGGAUAUUACCGUGUUAUCCCUACGGAACUACUUGAUGGUCGAUAUCAUGUGCAGACAAACUUGGGAAGGGGUAUGUUCUCGGGGGUUGUUAGGGCGCUUGACCAAACCACGAAUAAACAGGUAGCCAUCAAGAUCAUCCGAAACAACGAAACAAUGAAAAAAGCCGGCAUGAAGGAAAUCGAAAUAUUAAAGAAGCUGUGUGCUGCAGAUCCCGAGGAUAAAAAACAUCUCAUCAGGUUAGAACGAUAUUUCGAACACAAGGGCCAUCUUUGUAUUGUUUUUGAAAAUUUGAGCAUCAAUCUCAGAGAGGUAUUGAAGAAGUAUGGCCGAAAUGAGGGUAUUAGUCUAGCAGCAGUACGGUCAUAUGCUCAACAAAUGUUCCUUGGUUUGUCACUCAUGCGCAAGUGCAACAUCUUGCACGCUGAUCUGAAGCCUGACAAUGUUUUGGCAAACGAAAACUGUAGCAGUUUGAAAAUCUGUGAUUUAGGAUCGGCCUCUGAUGCGUCAGAAAAUGACAUUACUCCUUACCUUGUCAGUCGAUUCUACAGGGCCCCCGAAAUUAUUCUGGGUAUUCCCUACGAUUAUGCCAUUGAUAUGUGGUCUAUAGGCUGCACUCUCUACGAGCUCUUCACUGGCAAGAUUCUCUUUACUGGCCGUACAAAUAAUCAGAUGCUCCGCUCAAUAAUGGAGUGUCGAGGAAAGUUUCCGCAUAAGCUUUUACGAAAGGGGCAAUUUACAAUGCUACAUUUCGACGAUAUGUUGAAUUUUAGGAGUAUCGAGAAAGACAAAAUCACUGGAAAGGACAUUAUUAAAACUAUGAACUUUAAUAAACCAACUCGCGAACUCCGGCCCAGGCUGCUGUCUGCUGCUUCAGGUAUGACAGAUGCAGAAAGCAGAGAUCUGAACCUUUUUAUUGACCUGUUGGACCGCUGUUUGAACCUGAAUCCAGAAAAGAGGUGUACACCAGCUGAGGCGCUGAAGCAUCCUUUCAUUCAUCGUAUCACUACUAGGUAG